UUACAAGAAUACUCGACUGAAGGAAGCGGCGGAAGCGAGAGCGAGUCUCAAAGAUGUCGUCGAGACAGAGCGAAGAUUGAAGAGAUCGCCGUCAAUUUCUACACGGAUCUCUACCGAUCAACGAUGCCGGUUUCACGCAUACCUACACCUACGCAGGACGCGGCCCCACAGAUAGAAGAGUGGGAGGUGGAACACGCCUUGCGUCAAAUGAAGCCGGGGAAGGCACCAGAACCUGAGUAUCUCAGCAGACUUUCUGAAGUCAUAAAACAGCUUACCAGGCACUACUAUAACAGGUACAUGGACGCGCAAGAGGUCCCGGACCAGUGGAAGACGUCAAGCACGGUUCUUCUGUUCAAGAAGGGCGAGCGCGACCUAAUGAAGAACUACCGCCCCAUCGCCCUCCUCUCGCAGCCAUACAAGUUGUUCACGAAGGUAAUCCUCAACAGGCUCGAGAAACAACUGGAUGACUAUCAACCAGUGGAACAGGCCGGGUUUCGCAAGGGCUUCUGUUGCAUGGACCACAUCCAUACUGUCACGCAGUUGAUUGAGCGAACCAAGGAAUACAAGCAGCUCCUCCUCUACUUAAUCGACAAUACGAGUGUGGAACUGGACUCUAUUUGGAAUGCGCUGCACCAUGCUGGUGUCGACCGUGCUACAUAA
This is a messenger RNA of Cooperia oncophora, 660 nucleotides long. The record is from the annotation of a GenBank genome assembly. Lineage: Eukaryota; Metazoa; Nematoda; Chromadorea; Rhabditida; Trichostrongylidae.